Molecule: messenger RNA, 1290 nt
Organism: Beta vulgaris subsp. vulgaris (sugar beet)
Lineage: Eukaryota; Viridiplantae; Streptophyta; Magnoliopsida; Caryophyllales; Amaranthaceae
Product: retrovirus-related Pol polyprotein from transposon RE1
Exons: 6
Coding region: 1-1290 (429 amino acids)
Molecular function (GO): nucleotide binding
Source: RefSeq, a predicted model, not a curated record
AUGAGUGUCAUUAUCCAGGAGCCAACCGGGCAAAACCGUCUACUAGUGAAGGGUGCUGUUGAGAGUUUGUUGGAGCGCACUUCACAUGUUCAACUGGCAGAUGGAAUUGCAAUGAGAAUUGCUGGAACUGAGAUGAGCAUUGAAAGAUUCAAGGCUAGAUUAGUGGCAAAAGGAUACAAUAAAAAAUGGGGAAUAGAUUAUGAUGAAACAUUUUCUCUUGUGAUUAAGAUGACUACUGUGAGGUGUUUGAUUGCCCUAGCUGCUAGCAAGAAAUGGGAUUUGUUUCAAUUAGAUGUAAAUAAUGCUUUUUUGCAUUGGGAUUUAAAUGAAGAAGUAUAUAUGCAUGUUCCUGAAGGCAUGUCUAAUCCUCACAAUAAGGUUUGCAAGCUUGUCAAACCCUUAUAUGGCCUCAAGCAAGCUAGUAGGCAAUGGUUUGCCAAGCUUGUGGGGGAGCUGAUACUCAAGGGUCACAUUACCAUCCUAGCAGUGUAUGUGGAUGAUAUAAUCAUCAGUGGUGAUGAUUUGAAUGUUAUCAAAGACAUCAAAGCUCACUUGGAUAAUGUCUUCAGCAUUAAAGACUUGGGUAAGUUAAGUUUCUUCUUGGGAAUUGAAAUUGGGUAUUUGGAUUCUGGGGUAUGUCUCACUCAGAAAAAGUUCACAAAAGAACUUAUUGCUACUGCUGGAAUAAGUAAUACAAAAGCAGUUGCCACUCCUCUACCCAUUAAUCUGAAACUGUCGGCAGAAGAAGCAUCUAAGUUAGUUUCUUCAAGCUCCAAGGUUCCACACUAUGAAGCUUUAAUGCAUGCUCUUAGAUAUGUUGCUUCUACCAUGGGUGAAGAUUCCGACUGGGGAACUUGUGUGAAUUCUAGAAGAUCCAUAUUAGGUUAUGUGUUGCAUUUUGGCAAGUCACCAGUAAGUUUGAAGUCGAAGAAGCAAGAAAUUGUCUCUAAGAGCUCCUCUGAAGCAGAAUAUAGGGCCAUGUUUGAAGUUACUUGGUUAGUGAGAUUGUUUGAAGAGCUAGGUGUGUCAAAGCUUAAACCAGUAACUCUUCAUUGUGAUAAUCAAAGCUCUAUAUACAUAGCUAAAAAUCAUGUGCAUCAUGAAAGAACAAAGCACAUAGAGAUUGAUGUGCAUUUUACUCGCGACAAGGUGCUGGAAGGACUUCUACAGAUCACAUACUUGCCUACCUCUUCUCAGUUAGUUAGCAGAUGUAUUCACCGAGAUCUUACCUUCUCAACUAAGGUUCACUUACCUACUUUCCAAACUUCGCAUGAUAGAUACCCUGCCUAG